Messenger RNA from Desarmillaria tabescens, 622 nucleotides. RefSeq lists its product as uncharacterized. Lineage: Eukaryota; Fungi; Basidiomycota; Agaricomycetes; Agaricales; Physalacriaceae. Bases 57 to 482 code for a protein of 141 amino acids. The transcript has a single exon. The record is from RefSeq and is a predicted model, not a curated record.
UGCGUUGUAUGUCAUGAAGUGAAACAGGGAGCGAUACGUACAACUAUGAAGAAACGAUGCCGAAUGCGAGAGUUUGGAGAACUUAUGAAGAUGACAGCACAAUUUACGACACCAACAUGGUCGAAGAAUGUCGGGAUAAUAUUGACGUACUGCUCAUCUUUGUGAGUCUCAGGCUGAAGUUGUCUUUGCUUGCCUUCGUCAAUGAGAAUCUCUCGGCGGCCAUCACGACGUUUGUUGUACAGAUAUGCCAAGACUUACGCCGCCAUGUCAGCGUCUUUGCUUUUCAAACUGGUCCUCGUUCGGGGUGCCAUCGCCAACGGUUCUUUGGUCAACGUCAUUCUCCCUUCCCCACUGAGUCCCAGCAUCGCCUUCGUCUCCGCCAUCACAGAUGUCUGAGUGAACAGUCUCUGGUUUACCGGCCUGUCUCUAAGCCUGAUAACUGCAUUCGUCGCCGUUCUCGCGAAGCAAUGGUUUCAUCAUGACACUGCGCGUCCAUAGUUUCUUCAGUUCCGAUACGCCGGUCUCCAAAACUGGUAUAUCCGGGUCAUCAUAGGACUCUUCCCUGUCCUCAUUCAUCUAGCUCUCGCGAGCUUAGUGGUCCUCCUACACUCUCUCCGAGAAG